AUAUAAACAACAAAAAGAAAAGCGGCCUGCUUCUAGCCACUUCUGCUGCUCCUCUCCACCGUCCCUGCAACUCCUUUACCAGAACCCCUCCUUACACCUAUCAUUCUCUUUCCAGAAUGCGCUCAUCCCACAGCCCUAGACCUUACAACCCCCACUCCUUCUCCUCCUUGCGAGCCAGCCCCUCCCUCAUCCUCCUCGCCCUCCUCCUCUUCCUCCUCUUCUAUUCCCUUCGCCGUCCCACUCCUCCUUCCCGGAAUGCUCUUGCCCAUUCGCCAACUGCCCCCGCCGCCCUCUUUCUCUCCCUCUCCCCCUCCGCCAACUCCACCAUCGCCUCCCACCUCCGCAACCUCACCCUCCGCCCCCACCUCGCCGGCACUCCCUCCGCCGCCACCGCCGCCACCUACGUCCUCUCCCGCCUCCGCGGCGCUGGCCUCCGCACCUUCACCCGCGACUACACACCUCUUCUCUCCUACCCCGCCGCCGCCUCCCUCGCCCUCCUCCGCCCUGACGGCGCCCUCCUCAAGCCCCUCUCGCUCGCCGAGCCCGCCGAUCCCACGGCCGCCGCCGUGCCCCCCUACCACGCCUACGCCCCUUCCGGCGCCACCCUCGCCCCCGCUGUCUACGUGAACUACGGCCGGGAGGAGGACUACCUGGCGCUCGACCGGCUGGGCGUCCGCUUGCGGGGGUGCGUGGCGAUCGCGCGGCGUGGAGAGGGGUACCGCGGUGGGGUGGUGGCCCGGGCGGCGGAGAGGGGGGCCGCGGCGAUGCUGAUCUUCAGGGACUCCGGUGGCGGUGUGGAGCGGGGGAUGGUGAGACUGGGCGGGGUGGGGGACCCGCUGACCCCCGGUUGGGCCACCACUGCCUCCGCCGGAGGUGGCAGAGGAGAGAGGCUGGGAGCGGACGACGAGGAGGUCAGGAGGAGGUUCCCCAAGAUUCCGUCGAUGCCGGUGUCCGCCGCUGUGGCGGUGGAGAUCCUCCGGACGCUGGGCGGGCCCAGGGUGCCGCCCAAGUGGAGGAGCGCCCUGUCGCAGGACGAGACCGGGGUCGGCCCGGGCCCCACGCUGGUCAACUUCACGUAUAAGGAAGAUAGAAAGUUGGCAACAAUCCAAAAUGUUUUUGGUAUGAUAAGGGGGAAUGAAGAGCCUGAUCGGUACGUCAUCCUUGGCAACCACAGAGAUGCAUGGACAUUUGGUGCUGUAGACCCCAACAGUGGAACAGCUGCCCUCCUUGAUGUUGCUCGCCGUUAUGGUACUUUGUUGCAAUCAGGUUGGAGGCCUCGAAGGACCAUUAUCCUAUGCAGCUGGGAUGCAGAGGAGUUUGGAAUGAUUGGAUCAACUGAGUGGGUUGAGCAGAACCUUGGAAUUUUGUCUUCGAAAGCUGUUGUCUACUUAAAUGUUGAUUGUGCGGUUCAAGGGCCUGGCUUUUUUGCUGGUGCAACUCCCCAGUUGGACAAGCUAUUAGUUGAAGUCACAAAGGAGAUUAAAGAUCCGGAUUUGGAGGGCAAAACUGUCUAUCACACAUGGGUGGCAAUGAACAGUGGCAUUAUUAUAGAAAGACUUGCUAGAACUGAUUCAGAUUUCUCUGCAUUUUUGCACCAUGCUGGAGUUCCUGUGAUAGACUUGUACUAUGGGAAAGAAUUUUCAGGCUACCAUACUGCUCUUGAUACCUAUGACUGGAUGGAAAAACAUGGAGAUCCGAUGUUUCAUCGUCAUGUAGCUAUUGCUGAAAUUUGGGGACUUUUAGGUCUUCACUUAGCAGAUGAUCCAGUCCUACCCUUUGAUUAUCUCUCUUACGCUGCUCGGUUGCAGGAACAUACAAAUGAAUUAAGUGCCUUUCUGAAUGGCGGGGAAUUUCUACAGCCUGUAAAUGCAUCCAUUCGUGAACUCACUGUUGCAGCCAAUGAAGCUUCAGAGGAAGGAAAGAGGCUGCAAGAGCAAGAAACCAUGGAGCAUUUUGCUGCACUGAAGAGACGGGCUUUUAAUGAUCGCCUUAUGCUUACAGAAAGAAGCUUCCUGGAAGCUGAGGGCCUUAAAAGGAGAGGGUGGUUUAAGCAUCUGUUGUACUCGCCUCCAGAGGACUAUGAAAGCAAUGUUUCUUUCUUUCCCGGUAUAGUUGAUGCCAUCGCUCAAGCCAGGAAGUUUGCUGAAGGAGAAGGGCAACUGGGGAUUCAACAUGAGAUAUGGAGAGUUGCUAGAGCUAUUCAAAGGGCUGCCAGCGUUCUUAGAGGAGAGCUUACUUGAGGAGACAAGAAAUAAAACUGGCGUACUUGUAAUCUGUAUAGAAGUUGCUUUCCUCCCCAAAGUUAAGGAUGGAGAUUGACGUUUUAACCCUAGAAAAAGAUAAUGUAUAUUAUGUUUUCAUAAAGUUUCUCCACUUUGAUAUUGACGUUUUAACCCUAUAAAAAGAUAAUGUAUAUUAUGUUUUCAUAAAGUUUCUGCACUUUGAUGUGUAUCAUGUCUGGGUAGUGCGUGCAAGCAAUUGAUUAAAUUA
This is a messenger RNA of Elaeis guineensis (African oil palm), 2490 nucleotides long. RefSeq names its product probable glutamate carboxypeptidase VP8. Lineage: Eukaryota; Viridiplantae; Streptophyta; Magnoliopsida; Arecales; Arecaceae. The record is from RefSeq and is a predicted model, not a curated record. Gene Ontology annotation, molecular function: carboxypeptidase activity.